Molecule: messenger RNA, 1378 nt
Organism: Phascolarctos cinereus (koala)
Lineage: Eukaryota; Metazoa; Chordata; Mammalia; Diprotodontia; Phascolarctidae
Gene: CUNH9orf152
Product: chromosome unknown C9orf152 homolog
Source: RefSeq, a predicted model, not a curated record
AUUGUGCUCCUCAGACCUCAGACACAGGCCUGACCUAUUGGCAGCAGUCCAGCAGCGCCAAUCUUCCAGUCCCAAGAGCCACCCUCUGCAAGGCUUUGUCUCAGGGCUCCCCAUCCAAUGCUCUGUCCCUUUAAGACACUGUUGGGGGUCACACCCAGCCCUGGGUCACUGGGCUGCUGCUCUCUUGGCCAGCGUUUGCUCCCUGGCCUUCGUGGGUUCCCACGGGGCUCUUUUCCAGGUCUGGGGCCCUUGGGGAGCAGCUUGUAAACUGAGCCCCCCCCCCCCCCCCGCAGGGCCAGCCUGGCCUCCCCAACCCAGCCUGCAUUUGUUUUCCUCUUGGCAAACAAUGAAGGGCCACACCCAGGCUCUGCCCAUCGCCAGGCAGGUGGCCUGGAGGGCCCAGUCUGCUGCAGCUGCACCUGGAGGUGGCCGUUCCCUCGCCGGUCAGAGAGCAUGAGCCGGGGCCUUCUUCAGGGGCACCACAGCCUGGCACAGGUGCAGAGCUUGCAGCAGCCAGCCUGCAGCCACCCCUCCGGACCAGAUGAGAACUGUGCUGGUGGUAGUAAGAAGGAAAGGAGAGCCCCACUGCGCAGAGGCCCUAGGCUGGAGGCCACUGUGAGGCCGGACACGCUGGGCACAGGGAGCAUCCAGGACCCCUGGCGCACCCACCUGGCCAUCCACCGUCUACGUCACUCCACCUGCUGGAAGACGCUGCCUCUUCCCACGGCUAGGCAGCCUGCCUCGGACCCAUGGGUGCCCUUGGAGGAAGGUGCCAAUGGGCGGGUCCCUCCCAAUCAGGACCCCCAGAAAGAGCCUCCUCAGCUGGUUACCCCAGCCCCUGGGGGUGCUCCUCAGGGCAUGAAGAGCCCUGCUGGUCCCGGGGGGGCGAGCCACUACCCUUUUCCAAAGAGAAAAGGCCCUCACAUCUCUGAAGCUGCCAGAAGACUGGGCCUCUACAGACCUACCUGAAGCCCUCCAGCAGAGGGAAAAGAGAAGCCCAUAGCCCCCAAGUUGUCAGGGCCGUAGACACCGAUGGUGCGGCAGAGGCCUCUCUGGUCCAGCCUCUGCGGGACCAAGGAUCCCUUCCCGGGUAAGGGGAGCUCAGUACCCCUGAGGCAGCCCUGGCCAGCUCGGCCUGCUCUUCUUCCACCGGGCUUGAAUCUCUUCUAGCCAGGGUGUAGGAGGAGAUUGGCUGGCCCAAGGCCAAGAGCAGGAAGAGGUCUCUGUGGGAGUCCCCCGGGGGCCUUUCCAGGUAGUUCUAGAGCAGAGAACCCCGGGGGCACAGGAGCUCAGUCGAGGGGGUCUGGGGAACAUUGGUGGCAAAUAACAACCGUGUCCUAUUGAAAUAUCCCCAAAGCUGCGCACCAAAUAAAGUUUU